Molecule: messenger RNA, 1796 nt
Organism: Arabidopsis thaliana (thale cress)
Lineage: Eukaryota; Viridiplantae; Streptophyta; Magnoliopsida; Brassicales; Brassicaceae
Product: F-box/RNI-like superfamily protein
Exons: 4
Coding region: 376-1587 (403 amino acids)
Source: RefSeq, marked reviewed
CACAACUUAAAAAUCAAUCUAAAUGUCCAGAUUGAUUUCGGUACGCGUCGGUUUCCAUUGAUGUUUGGUUCGGUUCAAUUAACAUAUCCACAUAUAACCGAUCGGUUUUAAAACGAAAUUCCUAAUUACCCAGAAUUGCUCUUGAGAAUCGAUCACUAGUGUCUCUUUCUCUCCGCCGUCCUCCACCGCUUGAACAUCGUGUACGGAUUUGGUUAGCAUCGUUACUUUCGUUUGCUUUUGUUCAUUCCUUUGGAUUUAACGGAAACUUGAUAUUUUCUGAUCUUCGUAACGUCUCUUGUUCUUACAAUUUCUCACCUUCUUUAGAGAAUUCAAGCAAUUUUGAGCUUCUACGACUAGGUACUGUUGUUUAUCUCUAUGGAUGCCAAAAAGUUGGAUACUGGCCCGAGAGAUGCAAUCAACUGGCUCCCUGACGAGAUUCUGGGCAAAAUCUUGUCAUUACUUGCGACAAAACAGGCUGUUUCAACAUCGGUUCUUUCUAAAAAGUGGAGGACUCUCUUUAAAUUAGUGGAUACCCUCGAGUUUGACGAUUCUGUCUCUGGAAUGGGUGAACAAGAAGCGAGCUAUGUGUUUCCGGAGAGCUUUAAGGAUUUGGUGGAUCGAACAGUAGCUUUGCAGUGUGAUUAUCCGAUCAGGAAGUUGUCACUAAAAUGUCAUGUUGGCAGGGACGAUGAACAACGAAAGGCUUGUGUGGGCCGCUGGAUAUCGAAUGUCGUAGGGCGCGGUGUUUCAGAAGUGGUACUAAGGAUCAAUGAUCGUGGUUUACACUUUCUGUCUCCUCAGCUCUUGACAUGCAAAACACUGGUUAAGCUGACACUAGGCACACGUCUCUUUCUUGGAAAGCUUCCUUCAUAUGUGUCACUUCCAUCUCUUAAGUUUCUCUUCAUCCAUAGCGUCUUCUUUGAUGAUUUUGGAGAGUUGUCUAAUGUGCUUCUUGCUGGUUGCCCGGUGGUCGAGGCGUUAUAUCUCAAUCAAAAUGGCGAAUCAAUGCCUUACACCAUAUCGAGUCCUACGCUCAAGAGACUAUCAGUUCACUACGAGUAUCAUUUUGAGAGCGUAAUCUCAUUUGACCUGCCAAAUCUCGAGUACCUUGACUACUCUGAUUACGCCUUGUAUGGGUAUCCACAAGUUAACUUGGAAUCCCUUGUUGAAGCUUAUCUGAAUCUUGAUAAGGCUGAACAUGUCGAGAGCCCGGAUGUAACCAAACUCAUUAUGGGAAUAAGAAAUGUUGAGAUCCUUAGUCUAUCUCCCGAUUCGGUUGGAGUGAUCUAUUCAUGCUGUAAAUAUGGGCUACUUCUACCGGUAUUCAACAAUCUGGUUAGUUUAUCUUUUGGGACUAAGAAAACACGAGCUUGGAAAUUGCUUGCAGAUAUACUUAAACAGUCUCCAAAGCUUGAAACUCUCAUCAUCGAGGAUCUGAAUGGUUACCCACUCGAUGUCUCCAUGCCUCUGAACCAAGUGAAGGAGUUGCAGAUUCUGGAAUAUGGAGAAAGUGAUGACGAGGUUAAACGGUUGAAGAGUUUUCUUGGGGAAGAAAGUAUGAUAGAAGUUGUGUUUCCUGAAGUUUGAUUGCAAACGAAAAGGGACUUCCUGGAGUUUGAGAUCAAAGUACUACUACAUUUCAUCUAGUUUAUUUUCAUAUAAUUCUGUGCAACUUUUAACUUAUUAAUUGUUUCAUGUCACGUUGCUCUUUGCAGAAUACAAUAGUUUUUGAAUUUAAUCUCUUUAAAGACUCUAGUUUAGAUAAAUCAACCCAUAUUAAAGUUGCAAAGUCCAAA